Molecule: messenger RNA, 5225 nt
Organism: Eupeodes corollae
Lineage: Eukaryota; Metazoa; Arthropoda; Insecta; Diptera; Syrphidae
Product: protein madd-4-like
Exons: 18
Coding region: 944-5161 (1405 amino acids)
Biological process (GO): extracellular matrix organization
Cellular component (GO): extracellular matrix
Molecular function (GO): metalloendopeptidase activity
Source: RefSeq, a predicted model, not a curated record
GGAGACAAGUCUGGCGAGCGUGAUUAUGGUGCGAUAGCGAUUGUAGGAAACAAGUUCUUGAUUAUCCCGUGCUAAACGUUGCGACCGUGGUGAAUUUCUUUGCUAUUCUUACCACCCGCGCUCACGAAUCUCUCACUAUAUUGGAUUUGAGUUAGAUUUCAAUGCGGGCAAAUGCUCGGGUAACGUUUUUGUCCAUGUUGAAGAGUUUUCCCCACAUUUGAAUUGGCUCACUAAGUUGGAGCCAUAAAGUGCGUGAGGGUUGUUCGUCAGUGUUAAAGUGACUUUUACUCGGAACGGAGCUGGCUUGUUAACUUGUACGGAUAAACUGGACGAAAUAAUAAACCGUUUUUACCUUCAAAAGUUAUUAAUUAUUUAAGAAAAUUGUAAUACAAAACAAAAACAACCAACCAUAACCUUCUUGGAGAGGAGAAUUUAAUAGUUCCAUACAACCUAACCGAACUUAUGUUAAAACCCCUUUUUCGAUUUAAGCCGUUUUACUAUUCGAACGUGACUUGGAACGUAAUUUGGAUAAAAUUAUUGCUUUUGCGGUAGGCGCUGCUUGUGUUGUGUGUCGCGAAGUUAAACUUCCCUUGCAUCCCACCCACAAUCUAAAUCGAGUUGAAGAAGAAGUCCUUCGUUUCCUUUCUUCUGUUAACAAUUGUUGUUGCGUUUCUUUGGAGUUAGAAUUAUUAUGAAUAAGUGCGGUUGAGAAAUAAAUUCAGUUUCUGGUUCCAAUUUUAAAGAGUGUUGCACUACAGUGCCUAAAGUUUGAUGGUAAAUGCAGAUUGCAUUUACAUGUUAGAAAAAUUUUAAAAAAAGUUUUAAAAAAAUCAUUUUUGUCGAGUGAGAAUUUGUGUCAAAUUUGCAUCUUCCAUUAAAAAGGAUUACAUUUGGAUCUACUUUUGUUUGGUACACAAAUGGAUAAGAAUAUAUAUUCAAGUCGAUGAUAGUAACAAACCAUGAUUCUCCGAACAUGCAGAUAAAAAUUAUGGACCGAAAAACCUCCGUCUGGACAGCAAUCCUAUUGUUAACGAUCUUCCUCGAAUAUGGAUCCAUUGCAAAGAAACUAAAUGCCAGUCAAGCAUUCGACAACACAUGGCACUCAGAUGUUGAAUUAGAGAACGAACUCGAAGUAAGACGAUGUCAGACACCAACGCCGCCGAAGGUGGUGCGGCCAACGCAUCAACCUAAAGCUAAAGGUGACUUCCAAACAACUGAAAAUAUAUUAAUCCAGUGUAUGUUGCAGCAAAAACGUGCCAAAGGUGGCAGUUCAUCGGGUAGCUGGUCCGGUUGGUCGGAUUGGUCGACUUGUUCGAGGACGUGCGAUGGCGGUGUCGCCCAACAAAUAAGAAGAUGUCACAAUCCAAACGGAUGCAAGGGUGAUACGACCCGUUUUAGAAUAUGUAAUAUGCAACCAUGUCCUGAACAGCAGGACUUCCGAGCUCAUCAGUGUGCCGCUUACAAUGAUGUCCCAUACGAUGGGACACUAUACACGUGGACAACGCACUACGAUUAUGUAGAUCCAUGUGCUUUAACAUGCAGGGGGAGACCUGCACAUCUUUCUGAUGAUGUUUCACUGCCAGAGGUUGAUGUUGGUGGCGGUGUCACUGGCCCAGAUGAGUCGGAACACUAUGAUGAGCCGAGUGUAAUUGUGCAGCUGUCAGCCAGAGUACAAGAUGGAACUCGGUGUCGUGCCGGAAGUCUUGAUAUGUGCAUCCAGGGCAAAUGUCAGCGAGUUGGCUGUGACCUGAAGAUUGGUUCAACGAAAAAGAUCGACGCGUGUGGAGUAUGUGGGGGUGAUGGAAAAUCAUGUUCACAACCACUUUAUCAUUGGGAGACGGCACCGAUGUCACUGUGUUCAGUUACCUGCGGAGGAGGAUACAAGAUGUCCCGACCAACAUGCAGAAAUCGUGUUUCCGGUGUCGAAGUCGAAGACUCCCUAUGCAGUGCAACUAAUCGACCUGAGCCAUCUGUGGUACUCUGCAACACUCAUGCUUGUCCUCCUAAGUGGAUAGCUGAUGAUGAAUGGGGCCCAUGCAGUCGUCUAUGUGGACCAGGUUAUAGAGAAAGAAUGGUAGUUUGCGCGGAAGAAACAAAUGGCAUAAGAACCAGGGUCCCAGACAUCGUAUGCCGUUCACCUAAGCCCCCAACUCAAGAGUCUUGCAUGGUUCAGGAGUGUCCCAAGUGGGAAGUGGAGGAAUGGUCCGGGUGUUCGGUAACUUGCGGACAUGGAAUUCAAAUGCGUGGUGUCGAAUGCAAGUCUACAGAUGGUAGUUUAAGUGCGAAAUGCGAUCCACAGACAAAGCCACCAGGAGCUCAACAGUGUACAACUGGUUUAUCGUGUAACGGUGGUGACCAAGAAAUGGAUGAGCAAGGUCCAGAUGAUGUAAGCAAAAGUGAUGAAGACGACGAGGAAGUUGCCGAUGAAGAGGAUGGCGGUGGUGGUGAGGAAGUCGAUGAUGCAGAGGACUCUGAACAGGUAUCAUACAACGAUCAACCAAUUUACGCCCACCAACAAUCCAAUCGACUUCAUCACGAAGAACUUCCCCCAAGAGCACAGUCACUAGUCGGAGGAGGUGGCGGAGGUGGUGGUGGAAGUAGUGAACCAGAACAUCCCUCAUCGGAUCCAACAUUCAUCAAGGACACAGAAUGGUCAGCAUGUAGCGUAACCUGCGGCGAAGGUAUUCGACGGCGGCCCUACAAAUGCAAGAUUUUCCUCGAGUAUAGCCGAACUAUUGCCACUGUAAAUGACAGCCUCUGCGAAGGCCCAAAACCACACGAUGAAGUGGAGAGAUGCGUCGAGGAGCCAUGUAUGCUACCCUCACACGGCUAUGACGAACAAUACCCCAGGGAUUCGAUAAAAGUUGGCGUAUCCGAACCGGGCAAAACAUAUGUUUGGCGUGAACAGGGCUACACUAGCUGCAGUGCCUCCUGCCUGGGUGGUGUCGAGGAGCUUAUCAUUAAUUGCGUCCGAGAAGACAACGGACGGGUGGUGUCACCAUUCCUAUGUUCACCCGAAACAAAACCAGAAGCCCGGGUGCGAACAUGCAACGACCGCCCCUGCCCACCGCGCUGGAACUACUCUGACUACACACCCUGCUCUAAGUCAUGUGGCAUCGGCAUCAAGACCCGAGAAGUCCAAUGCAUUCACGAAGUGACACGAGGUGGGGAGAACACUAUGGUCGUACCGAAUAGUAUGUGUCCCCAGCCUCCGCCAGCAGACCGUCAGUAUUGCAAUGUUCUCGAUUGUCCUGUGCGAUGGGAAGUGGGUGAGUGGUCCAAGUGUUCACACACAUGUGGCUAUGGCAUCAAGGAACGCAAGGUUGAAUGCAAGCAGAUAAUGGCGCAGGAACACAAAAUCGAGCGCCCCGAAUCGAUGUGUCCGAGUGCCAAACCGGCCGAUAAGAAGCCAUGUAACGUUAAGCCAUGUCCCCCUGAAGACCCAAAGCCCAUUAUUUCGAUCAGCAAUAGCACACACAUCCAGCAUGACCCGAAAAAGAGCAAAAUAACUUUGAAAGUGGGUGGAGCGGCAGUGGUGUUCUUUGGGACACAAGUCAAAAUCAAGUGUCCCGUAAAGAGGUAUAAUCGAACAAAAAUACGCUGGACCAAAGACCACAAGCCAUUGGCCAAAUCGAGGAAGUUCAAAGUCUCGAAGAAAGGCGCCCUGCGGGUGUUGGAUAUUACAUUCAGGGAUGCUGGAGUCUAUUCCUGUCAUGCGGGACUGAGCACUGCAGAGAUUAAUAUCGAAGUUAAGGCCAAGCCUGGAACACAACCGGAGGAUUAUGAGAAGCACGAAUCAGACCGUCUGGUGCGGGAAAGAAGUGGCACGGAACCUCUUACCUCUGCCGAUAUGACAUCUGAUGUGGGACCACAAAAUACCCAAAGAAGACAAAAACAACAAGCCAAUGGUAGAGAAAGAAACCGUAGACCAAAAUCCGAUGGAGUGCAACAUGCUGAUAGCAGCAUAAUGGAAGAUGAAAAUCGUCUAAUUCAACAGGCACAGGAUGGUGUGCCACAAACGGCAGCUAGUAGCUCUGGUAAUCGAGCUAUGACACUUUUAUCAAUGCCUUAUUUUCAAGCCCUUUUAGACAAUCUACAGUACCUAUGGCCCUUACAGAAAUUUAGCAACUCAAAAGGACAUCAUUUAUUAAUGGAAAAAGGUUUGCAAUUCGGUGUCGAUUUGGAACGAUUCGAAAAGGAUGAACCCGCUAAGCCACAGAUUAUUACAAAAGAAUUGAAUUUAGACGAUAAAACUGUUUCUGCAAAUGAUAAAAAUGAUGAUGACGGUAAUGAUAACGACAAUGGAAAUGAUAAUGAUGAUGAGGACGACGAUUUAAGCCACAAGGAACGUCAUACACUGAAACAACUUCAUCAUCACAAUCAAAUAUUACGCCAGGGUGAACUUGAAAAGCAACAACGAAGAAAUACAAACAAUAUCACGUUCAAAUGGGUAACGAGUGAUUGGUCGGAGUGCUCAGAACAUUGUGGUUCGGGAACUGGAUUGAGGAGACGAACAGCAACUUGCGUACAAGUCACACCUGAUGACACUUCAACACUACAUGAUGACAAUUCAACGACAAAGACAACUGCAACAACAACAACCACAACUGUAAUUGUUGACAACGUCGAAUGCGAGGAUGCCGGCUUGAAUAUUCCCGAUACAUUUGAGUCUUGUGGCAAUGAUGAAUGCCCCCAAUGGAAAGCUGGCGAAUGGUCAAUAUGCCAGACGGCUAGAUGUUUUGGCCGCCAUACAGCCAUUCAAAAACGAGAAGUCAUUUGCAAAUACAUCAAUGACACUCUAAGUGACGGAUGUGAUGAGCAAGAAAAGCCAAUCAGUCGACAAGAAUGCUACAAUGAACUAUGCAAAGGGAUAUGGAGAGUUGAGCCAUGGUCUGAGUGUAAUGCUCCGUGUGGUCGUCAAGGCCUCAAAUACAGAAUAUUACAGUGUGUAUGGUAUGGUACUCGACGACCGGCAGGAUAUGAGUGCAAACAUCAACCGCGACCUGCGGUAAUGAAAGUUUGUAAAAGUCCACCGUGUUCUACAAAGGCUCGAUGCAAGGAUUCCUCACGCUAUUGCAAAAAUGUUCGCUCCAUGGGUCUCUGUCGUCUUCAUCGUUAUCAAGAAAAAUGUUGCAAGUCAUGUAAAUUUAACAUCUUUUAACAGCAACCCAGUUUCACAAAACACCUGAUAUGAUAAAUAAAAUAUAAUUCUAUUAACUUUUAAA